CCGAUUGGUAUACUUUAAGGUGUGUAUAGGACCAAUAUUAUUGUGCGUUAUAAACAUCAGCAUAAACCCAAUAUACCCUCCCCACUAAAAUGGUGUAGGGUAUAAAAUUUGUAGCCGGGUUAUAUUAUCUAGAUCCGUGAAGACAUUCUCUACAAAGCUGUAAAAUUUGUUUUUUUCUGGUUCAAAAAUCAAUCGGAUAUUAUUAAUUAAUAUCGAUAAAACAUUUAACUUAACCCUCUUUUCAUAAUUUUUAAGCCGCCACCAAUUUUACCGCUAGUCAACGCCUUUGUUAAUGUUUAUCGACGCAGGACUCUGUAUUCAACUCUGCUGCAUUUUUCUAGUAAAAUUACAAUAAUAAUAAAAUUUUUAAACAAUUGGGAAAACAAAGUGGAAAAUGUCUUCAUUGACAAGAGAAAAUAUUCCACAUCUAUGUCGAGCUUGUUUAAGAAAUCUAAUAAAAAGUGAAAUUCAACCUUUAAAUCGCUCCCAAAAACAGGAGCAACCUCAUUUCUAUCAUAUUGAACGCACACAAAAUCUUAACAAAUGGAUGGCUAUCAUUAAUCCUUUGGAGGAUGUGACACGUCUUAGUACAAUAGUGCAACAUCAAAAAUAUCCCGAAUAUGUGUGUCGUUCAUGCUAUGAAAAUUUCAAACAUGUUAAUGAUUUUAAAGAAAUGGUUGUACAUUCCUUUAGUGUUUUAACGAAAUUACUGACUGGUGGAGAAGAGAAAAAGAAACUAACACCUGCCACACUGUUGCCAGAAGUUGUGACACAAAGUGAAGUUGUAAUAAAAUCUGAACCAAUAGAUGAUGAUGAUGAUGAAGAUGACGAUGAAGAGGAUGAUGAGGAAUUUAUGGAUAAAGAUUGGCAACCGGAUGAGGAUGAUGACAAUGCAAGCAAUGAUAAUGCUUUAGAAUUGCAAAGAAAUAUUAAAUUGGAAGAUACAAAAUUUGUCGAUCCUUUAAUGGAACCAUCAUCAUCGUCAUCUAACCUCUUGGAGAAGGAUGAAGGUCAGCCGAAAGCUACAAAAGCCUACAAGUGUCCUAUAUGCAAAAGUAGUUACAUACACAGAUACACCUAUGUCGCACACAUACGACAAAUGCAUUUGGGUAUUGAACAUGCCUUUGAAUGUGACAUCUGCCACAAAACUUAUACGAAAUUUUGUAAUCUAUAUCGUCAUAUGCGUAAAGAUCAUAAUCAAUCAUUGCGACAAUAUAAGUGUGAAUAUAGUAAAUGUAAUCGCAGUUUUCGCCAAUUGACUACACGACGUAAACAUUAUGAAAAAUUUCAUAAUCAUGAGCCUUUACCAGAUCAUGUGGAUAGAAUUUCGCAAGAAUGUCUCCAGCAGGAAGAGUUGCAAAAUUUACAACAUUCCCCGGCAAAGACAACUUCAACGCCGAGCACAGCAGCAAAUGUGGAUGCAGACAAUCUAACGAAAGCUACCGCUCUAAUCAAUAAACGUUCCUAUAUAUGUCCUAUUUGUGCUGGCAAAUUUGAAACAUCCUACGAUCUAAAGGUUCACAUGAACAAUGAUCAUAAAGAUGAUUUGAAAUUUCGUUGUAAUAUUUGUGGUAAACAUAAGAUUUCUCAAUUGAAAUUGGAUGAACAUAUUACAACGGUACAUGAAAAUCCCAUGGUAACAUGUCAUGUUUGUAAAAAAAUCCUAAAAUCAAAAAGUCAUCUAAGACAGCAUAUACUAUCGGUGCAUAAUGGUGUUAAACCUUUCUCCUGCGAAUACUGUCCAGCUAGAUUUGCUGCUAAGAAUACCCUAAAGGUUCAUACACGCCUACACACCGGCGAGAAACCAUUUAAAUGUUCCAUAUGUGAUCGUCGUUUUACCCAGUUGACACCAAUGAAGAAACAUUUGAUAACCCAUGAAAAAGGACAUCGCAAUGCAAUCGACUAGGUUAUCUCCCUCUUCUAUUUGUGUUUAACUAUUAUCAUUUAUUUAUUUUUUUAUUAUUUAAUUGAUUUAAUUAAU
Lucilia cuprina (Australian sheep blowfly) is the source of this 1981-nucleotide messenger RNA. Its product is annotated as zinc finger protein 271-like. The transcript has 2 exons. NCBI's taxonomy places the organism in Eukaryota, Metazoa, Arthropoda, Insecta, Diptera, Calliphoridae. Gene Ontology annotation, molecular function: zinc ion binding; DNA-binding transcription factor activity, RNA polymerase II-specific; RNA polymerase II cis-regulatory region sequence-specific DNA binding. Bases 395 to 1906 code for a protein of 503 amino acids. Gene Ontology annotation, cellular component: nucleus. The record is from RefSeq and is a predicted model, not a curated record. Gene Ontology annotation, biological process: regulation of DNA-templated transcription.